This is a messenger RNA of Iphiclides podalirius (scarce swallowtail), 402 nucleotides long. Lineage: Eukaryota; Metazoa; Arthropoda; Insecta; Lepidoptera; Papilionidae. The record is from the annotation of a GenBank genome assembly.
AUGUCGUACACUUUGGAAGAUAAAGUUAUUUUGAUAACCGGAGCAGCAACAGGAAUAGGCUCCUGGGUCGUGAAGAUGGCUGUUGAAGAAGGCGCAAAGGAUGAUUUAUACUACUCAAGAACUGGAGUUCGUUUCCUUACCAUAUGCUUUGGACCAACAAAAACUCCUUUGAUGACUAAAGAGAAAAUGGGAAGUUUUGACGCUAACGUAGAAGCGGCACUUGUAGAUAGUUUGAACGUGGUGAAAUUUCAAAGCCCUGAAUUCGCAGCUCGCGGUCUUGUGAACGCAUACAAAAAUGGUUCAAGCGGCAGUGUAUGGAUAAUAGCUGGCGAAAAACCAAACGUCGACGUGACGGACCUAUACAACAGGGGUUAUGAUGUGUACAACGAUCAUAUAUACAAU